Molecule: messenger RNA, 6908 nt
Organism: Entelurus aequoreus (snake pipefish)
Lineage: Eukaryota; Metazoa; Chordata; Actinopteri; Syngnathiformes; Syngnathidae
Product: gastrula zinc finger protein XlCGF57.1-like
Exons: 3
Coding region: 1599-3326 (575 amino acids)
Biological process (GO): regulation of transcription by RNA polymerase II
Molecular function (GO): RNA polymerase II cis-regulatory region sequence-specific DNA binding; DNA-binding transcription factor activity, RNA polymerase II-specific
Source: RefSeq, a predicted model, not a curated record
CGGGAAUGUAAACAAAGAAGCGCCGGCUGUGUACUGUUGUGGCUGACUACGUUCGAAAAAUACGUCCAUUUCGCACCGACAACUUUCUUCUUUGCUUGCUCAGCUUCCUUCUCCAUAAUGCAAUGAACAUGAUUGAAACAGAUUCACGAACACAGAUGUCCAGAAUACUGUGGAAUUAUGAAAUGAAAACAGAGCUUUUUCGUAUUGGCUUCAAUGUGGAAGGCAUACCCGUGUUCGCCGGUCGACGUCACGCGCAUACGUCAUCCUCAGAGGCGUUUCGAACCGGAAGUUUAGCGGCAAAUUUAAAAUGUCACUUUAUAAGUUAACCCGGCCGUAUUGGCAUGUGUUAUAAUGUUAAGAUUUCAUCAUUGAUAUAUAAACUAUCAGACUGCGUGGUCGGUAGUAGUGGGUUUCAGUAGGCCUUUAAUAAUACUAACACAUCAUUAACAUGUUAGCUUAUUAGCUCAUGCUAACAACGGUAGUUUAAUUACAAUACAACAGCAUGUACAAACAUGCAUGAAAACUCCUACAGACAUCACACAUCGGACGGUUUAGUAACUAUGAAUUGUUUUAGUUAUAUUGUAAAACUUACAAAUGCUUCUCGGAGUGAUGAAUGAAGAAUCCGUACGAAUAGACACGCUAGAAGACGGAAAAGCACUUCUACUUCCGGUUGAAAGGACUAAAUGGAAGGACUUGUCUAAAAGAUGGCGCCAUAGCACAAACAUUAACACACCUUAUUAGUGUGUUUGCUUUGUUUUUUGGGUUUUUUAACUAUUUGCAUUAUGGCAAUCUGCAAAAAAUUUUUUAUAAAUUUUCUGCACUGUUUUAUAAGAUGCAGGGGUCAAAGCAUAGGGGAAAAACGGCUGCAUUAUGGCCAUCAGCAAAGAAAAAAUUAUAAAUUAUCUGCACUGUUUUAUAAGAUGCAGGCGUCAAAGCAUAGGGGAAAAAAAUAGCUGCUUAUAGUCCGGAUUUACGAUACUGUGGUGACUAUUCUUGAUCCGUCCUGAGCUGCAACGCACUACAUUAUAUGGGUCUCCAUUUCAUUUGUUUUGUAUUUGUCACGGCGCGGGCUCAAACUCGCUUUUCCCCGGCAGCUGGGUCUUCCAGCACCUCCGCUGGCAGCGCGCCGAGACACGCCCCUGCUUGCGCUGGCCGCGUCACGCCCACAUGCCUGCAAGGCUGUGGGCAAUCUGCACACCUGGGACCGAUAAGGGCGAGCUGGAUAAAGGACCAGUGGACCCAAGGAUCCUUGCUGGAACUUAGUUACCCUUUGUAUACCGAAAGCCGACAAGCCUUAUGCUCUCUGUCUCUCUCUGCGUUUUUCCCUCCGUGUUCUGAUGUCCUUGUUGUCCUCCCACAGUGCCUUCCUGAGUCUUACCCAUUGUGAUCUACCGUUGUUCCCUUGUGGAUUUGGACUGCCUUCCUUGAUCCUCGACCCUCGCCUGGACACGGACCUUGUCACUUCUCUCCUGCCCUCGACGGUUUGCUUGUGCACGGACUGCCUUACUGCUUAGUCCCUCCUCUCGCUCUCCUCAACACUAGACGUCCAGCAGCCCCCCCACGUUAAAGAGGAAGAGGAGGCUCCACAGCCCCCCCACAUGAAAGAGGAAGAGGAGGAAGUGUGGAUCACUCAGGAGGGAGAGUGUCUUCUAGGGCAGGAGGAGGAUGAUGUCACCAAGUUUCCACUGACUGUUGUCUCUGUGAAGACUGAAGAGCAUGAAGACAAACCACCUGAGUCCUCACAGCUUCAUCACAGUCCAAUCAUCCAGCAGCAGCUUAAAAGUCAAGAACAAGGUGUCCCUCGAUUGCAGGGAGGGGGCUUCACUUUGUGGCGGGUAAAUGCAUGGGCCCCCUGUAUUAAAGAGGAAGAGGAGGAGCCACAGCACCCUCAUUUUAAAAAGGAAGAAGAGGAGCCACAUUCCCUUCAUUGUAGAGAGGAUGAUGGGUCACGUUCGCCCCGUAUUAAAGAAGAGGAGCCACAGCCACCUCAUUUCAAAGAGGAAGGGGAGGAGCCACAUCCCCCUUACUCUAAGGAGGAAGAGGAGGAAGUGUGGAUCACUCAGGAGGGAGAGUGUCUUCUAGGGCAGGAGGAGGGUGAUCCCACCAAGUUUCCACUGACUGGUGUCUCUGUGAAGACUGAAGAGCAUGAAGAGAAACCACCUGAGUCCUCACAGCUUCGUCACAGUGCAGGUGAGGAGAAGAGAGAGGCGGAGCCUCCAAGCAGCAGCGCAACACAACACAUGACAACAGAAGCUGAUGGAGACCACUGUGGAGGAUCACAAGCUGUCCAUGUUUUAGCUCCACUAUCAGAUAGUGAGGACACAACGUCGCGGGUUCAUGUAAAUAUGGAGUCACACACCAGAAAAAACCCUUUCAGUUGUUCAGUCCGCGUGGAAAGACUCCCGGUCAAAGAUUACAUGCCAUCGCACCUGAGAACGCACACAGGAGAAAAACAUUUCAGUUGUCCAGUGUGUGCUAGAAUCUUCCGUGUCAAAGGUAGCAUGCAGAGACACACCAGAACACACACAGGAGAAAAACCUUUCAGUUGUUCAGUGUGUGCGAAACGCUUGUGUGACAAGAGGAGCAUGCAAAGACACAUGAGAACGCACACAGGAGAAAAACCUUUUAGUUGUUCAUUAUGCGCUAAAAGAUUCUCUCAUAAAAGUAGCUUGCAAACACACAUGAGAACUCACACGGGAGAAAAACCUUUCAGUUGUUCAGUGUGCGGUAAAAGAUUCUCUGAAAAGAGUAAAGUGCGAAAGCACAAAAGAACACACAUGGGGAAAAAGCCUUUCAGUUGUUCGGUGUGCAGUAAAAGAUUCUCAGAGAAAGGUCACCUGCAGAGACACAAGAGAACGCACACGGGAGUAAAACCGUUCUGUUGUUCAGAGUGUGGCCGACGAUUCAGUGAAAAAGAAAGACUGCAGAGACACAUGAGAACCCACUCAGGAGAAAAACUGUUCAGCUGCGUAGUGUGUGGUAAAAGAUGCUCUGACAAAAACAGCAUUCAAAUACACAUGCGGACGCACACAGGGGAAAAACCCUUCAGUUGUUCGGUGUGUUCGAGAACAUUCUGUGACAAAAGUGUAAUGCGGAGACACGAGCGCACGCACACCGGAGAAAAGCCGUUCGGUUGUUCGGUGUGCGCCAAAAGAUUCUGUGUCAAAGAAAGCAUGCAAAGACACGCGAGAACGCACACAGGAGAAAAACCUUUCAGUUGUUCAGUGUGCGGUAAAAGAUACUCUGACAAAAGCACUAUUCAAAAACACAUUAGAAAGCACACAGGAGGCAAACCUCCCAGUUCAGUCUGUGGAAGUCCUCUUUAAAUGGACCUUAUAGUCAGUAAAGUCAAGCCCGGCUCAUUAAAUAUGUGUGGUGGUCUGUUCUCAAUGGGUACGAGGCACCAUUUUGCCUAUUCUUGAAGAAACAUGACCUAUGCGUGCAUUGGUUUCGGUUGUACGAACUGUUCGAAUCGCGAAAUGGAUAAAUGUUUCUUCAGAGUAAGGCAGGCUUAUGUUGUGCUAAAAUAAAUUAAGUAAAUUAAUAAUAUAAUAUAUGGCAGCACGGUGGAAGAGGGGUUAGUGCGUCUGCCUCACAAUACGAAGGUCCUGGGUUUGCUCCUGCGCUCGGGAUCUUUCUGUGUGGAGUUUGCAUGUUCUCCCCGUGACUGCGUGGGUUCCCUCCGGGUACUCCGGCUUCCUCCCGCCUCCAAAGACAUGCACCUGGGGAUAGGCCCCUCCCGCCUCCAAAGACAUGCACCUGGGGAUAGGCCCCUCCCGCCUCCAAAGACAUGCACCUGGGGAUAGGUUGAUUGGCAACACUAAAUGGUCUCUAGUGUGUGAAUGUGAGUGUGAAUGUUGUCUGUCUAUCUGUGUUGGCCCUGUGAUGAGGUGGCGACUUGUCCAGGGUGUACGCCGUCUUCUGCCCGAUUGUAGCUGAGAUAGGCUCCAGCGCCCCCAAAGGGAAUAAGCGGUAGAAAGGCCCUUUCUCUCUGCUUGCUUCUUUGUCUUGUCUUAACUUUCUUGUUGCCUCUUUUUGCACUGCUCUCCAAAUCUAAACAUUGGAACUAUUUAACUGGCCUCAACGAAAUUGACAAGAUCUUGGGUUCGGGAGAACCUGCUUGUCGUGACGAAGCGGUUGUUGCUGGACACACGACGGACUCUUGGGAGUAGAAGGAGUGCCGCGUGCUUGGCGACCCUUUUCUGUGGAGGACGUGAAGAUACCCACCUAUUCGGAAUUAUGACAACAGGACAUCUUCUGAUUGGAGUAAGCGUUGCUCUGGUUUGUCGACAAAUUGGAAGUUGCUGGCAGUCUUCAAAGUACCCCAAAGCUGCCACAAAGGAUUGGAGGAUGCGGGAACAACUGUGGACACUCUUGUGAUUUUGGAUCACAUCGGACUGUCUGCCCCGCAGUUUUGAGGACCAGUCAUAGACAAUUUAGAGUGAAAAGCAAAUUUUAUUUUCACUCGCAUACAAAACAUUCUAACUUGGAUUGUUUCCCUGGCUUGGAGACUCUCCCGAAGGACAGUGCGGCGAAGACACAACAAACUCCCUUCUUGUCUCUCAUGGACACACACCUGUAGUUGUUGACUUUGGACUGACUGGCAAGAACACCAAGGCCGCGGAAGCUCAGACACAUUACGGGCUUACACACACACUUGCAACCACAAAAAUAUACGCCACACACACAUACUCCAACCCCCAAUCCAACGCCCUCGACGCAAAUCCCAUAGGGGUGAUGAGCCCCUGAGAGCUGCGGCCUACCAUCAUGACCUCGCCCUUCCCUCUGUUGCUAGAUAUCUCGAGUUGUACGUUGUAAUAUGUAUAUGUGCUUUGCUAUGGAGGUUUUUUUCCCACUCCAGACUGGGCCCCCUUAUGAGCCUAGUCUGGAGUGGGAAAAAAACCCCUUAGGAGCCCAGUCUAGAUUGUAUUUUUUUACUCAUCCUUCCCCAGCGUUUUACCUAUUUCCCAUAUUUUACGGGGCGACUUGUGGCGACCCAUCAGCGUUCCUGUUCUGUAACCCUGCACACUGUUUGUUUGUCUCAUCUUGAACGGGUUUGUGCUGAAAACAAAGUUUUGUUGUACUUGUGCAAUGACAAUAAAGACCUACCUACCUACUUACCUAAAAUGGAUGGAUGGACAUACAUACAUGUAUGUAUGUACACUACCGUUCAAAAGUUUGGGGUCACAUUGAAAUGUCCUUAUUUUUCAAUGAAGAUAACUUUAAACUUGUCUUAACUUUAAAGAAAUACACUCUAUACAUUGCUAAUGUGGUAAAUGACUAUUCUAGCUGCAAAUGUCUGGUUUUUGGUGCAAUAUCUACAUAGGUGUAUAGAGGCCCAUUUCCAGCAACUAUCACUCCAGUGUUCUAAUGGUACAAUGUGUUUGCUCAUUGGCUCAGAAGGCUAAUUGAUGAUUAGAAAACCCUUGUGCAAUCAUGUUCACACAUCUGAAAACAGUUUAGCUCGUUACAGAAGCUACAAAACUGACCUUCCUUUGAGCAGAUUGAGUUUCUGGAGCAUCACAUUUGUGGGGUCAAUUAAACGCUGAAAAUGGCCAGAAAAAGAGAACUUUCAUCUGAAACUCGACAGUCUAUUCUUGUUCUUAGAAAUGAAGGCUAUUCCACAAAACUGUUUGGGUGACCCCAAACUUUUGAACGGUAGUGUAUAUGUGUAUGUAUGUAUGUAUGUACGUACACAUGCACAAAAGCAGUGCAAGAGAAGCAACUAACUAUUUGCAAUCAUGUUGUUAUAACAGAAUACAAACACAAUGCUAGUUCAUUUUAGCUAUCCAAAUCGCUGUCGUUAGUUAACAACAUACAAAACUAAUGCACAUGCACAUCUUACAUACGUACAUAGUGUACGUCAUUGCGUCCUUAAAGCAGUCAGGGUACAAUACUUAACAUACAUUGGAAAGUUACAUUGGGGACGGCGUGGCAAAGUUGGUAGAGUGGCUGUGCCAGCAAUCGGAGGGUUGCUGGUUACUGGGGUUCAAUCCCCACCUUCUACCAUCCUAGUCACGUCCGUUGUGUCCUUGGGCAAGACACUUCACCCUUGCUCCUGAUGGCUGCUGGUUAGCGCCUUGCAUGGCAGCUCCCUCCAUCAGUGUGUGAAUGUGUGGGUGGAUGUGGAAAUACUGUCAAAGCGCUUUGAGUACCUUGAAGGUAGAAAAACACUAUACAAGUAUAACCCAUUUAUCAUUUAUUUAAAGUUAGCGCCCUCUGGCAUCUGUGUAAAGGUUACAAACAUCCCCUUUAAAUAGAACUGUUAUAAUAAAUAGGGAUGCCAGAUUAUGGCAUUAAUUGUGAUUAAAUAAUUACAGCCUGUGAUCAAAGGUUCAAUCUGUAUCAUUAUUGUCUCUGUAUGCCUGCGACUCUGCGACUUUCCUCGCCCGCUUCUUGUUGGGGUGUAAAACAAUAAGUGUCUAUGAGAAGUAGUUGGCCUUCCAAAAAAGGAAUAAGAAACAUGUCAGCAUGGCUGCUUUGUCCUCUGUAGCCUCCUAGAAGUGACUCUUUGAUGUUCUUUAAUCAAUCAAUCAAUCAAUGUUUAUUUAUAUAGCCCUAAAUCACAAGUGUCUCAAAGGGCUGCACAAGCCACAACGACAUCCUCGGUACAGAGCCCACAUACGGGCAAGGAAAACUCACCCCAGUGGGACGUCAAUGUGAAUGACUAUGAGAAACCUUGGAGAGGACCGCAUAUGUGGGUAACCCCCCUAGGGGAGACCAAAAGCAAUGGUAAACAAGGAUUGUUAUGAUCUUCUUUCUACAGCACUGUGAUUGGGGCUCUGUUUUAUUUUAUUUUAUUUUAUAUGGAAAAAAAACAACAAGUUCAAUGUUGAAAAGAAGUGUUUUUACUGUUGUUAGAUCGUAACUUCAGCGUUUUAUAUUGACCCGAUGUUUUAUUUUAGUAA